Cydia amplana is the source of this 912-nucleotide messenger RNA. It is a transcript of the gene aph-1, whose product is annotated as gamma-secretase subunit Aph-1. NCBI's taxonomy places the organism in Eukaryota, Metazoa, Arthropoda, Insecta, Lepidoptera, Tortricidae. The transcript is spliced from 3 exons. Gene Ontology annotation, cellular component: gamma-secretase complex; endoplasmic reticulum; membrane. The record is from RefSeq and is a predicted model, not a curated record. Gene Ontology annotation, biological process: protein processing; positive regulation of catalytic activity; Notch signaling pathway. Gene Ontology annotation, molecular function: protein-macromolecule adaptor activity. The coding region runs from base 179 to 901 and encodes 240 amino acids.
GUGGCUUCGCUUGUUGCGAUUUUUCAUGACUAAUAUUAUCAUAAGAAUCACUAUUUUUAGUAGGUUUUCAAUUCAUAACAUCAAGGAAUUGAACCAUAUAGCGUCAGUAGUUCACCAUUAAUAUAGUAUUGAUAAUUUUACUUUAUUUUAAGUGUAUUUGAAGUAAAAGUAGAGCAAGAUGACUUUCGCCGAAUUCUUCAGCUGUUCCCUGCUGGCCUUUGGGCCUCCUCUCGUAAUGUUUGCAAUGACGAUCGCCAAUGAUCCUGUGAGGAUUAUUAUCAUGAUCGCAGCGGCAUUUGGGUGGCUACUGUCAUUCCUGUUGUCGUCACUUGUGUGGUUUGCUGUAGUGCCUUUACGGACAUAUUUAGUGUUUGGAAUGGUGUUUGCUAUUGUAUUCCAGGAGCUCUUCCGCUAUGGCAUGUAUGUGCUUCUCCGGAAGACCGAGGCUGGCCUCAAGGAGAUCUCGGAGAAUCAUGAGAUUGGCAGUAACAAGCUGGAGAUGGCUUAUGUGUCUGGACUGGGAUUUGGAGCAAUGAGUGGUGCAUUUGCUCUUGUCAAUGUCCUAGCUGAUUCGGUUGGACCAGGCACUCUAGGCCUUCAAAACGGCACAGAAUACUUUUUUGUUACAAGUGCUGCCAUGACACUCUGCAUGAUCCUGCUCAACACUUUCUGGAGUGUCAUCUUCUUCAGUGGCCUGGAUGACAAAUACUAUCCAAAGAUAGUCUGGGUGGUUGGGUCCCAUUUCUUUGUAUCAGGAUUAAGUUUACUAAACAGAAAUGAACUGUAUGCAGCUACUAUUAUACCGUCAUAUAUAGUGCUCAUAGUAACGGCGUAUUUAGCGUACAGGUCCGCUGGGGGUACUGGUAGGAGCUUUUUGCAAAGCUUUUCUUCCAGAACAUAGAAUAGGAGUUA